Molecule: messenger RNA, 3709 nt
Organism: Chiloscyllium plagiosum (whitespotted bambooshark)
Lineage: Eukaryota; Metazoa; Chordata; Chondrichthyes; Orectolobiformes; Hemiscylliidae
Source: RefSeq, a predicted model, not a curated record
AAGUGAGGAGAUGGUGAGUGAAGGAGCAGCUUUUAUACAAAUUGUAUCCCAUAAUAUCCACACCAAUCUUUAGACAGUCUAACUAUCCUGUGGGCAAUCAGGGGUGGAAAUGUCCCUUAUGCUAUGUGAGAAGAUCCAGCUGAGAGAGAGGGAUUGCACUGUACUACACCAGACACUGCAGAUAGACCCUGACCAUCACCCAAGGAACAACCUCAAACUGUGGGAAGACAUCCAGUCCCUUCAAAGCAUGCUCAACACAGAGAAGGUUGGCCAGUGAAACCAUCAUCUGGAAAUUCGUAGGGUCUUGGAAGCUCUGCUAUGUUAUCAGAUCUGAAACUGGUCAGUGGUGUGGAACCAACCUUUCUGAAUGUUUGGGUGAUCGGUCAGGAUGAGGCUGGGAAGAAUUGUGAGUGGGCUCCAAAUGUGAUGAGAACUUCAAUCAUUCAUCGAGCCUUAUGAGCCUAAUUCCUAUUGGUGAGAGGCUGCUCAAGUGUGAGGUGUGUGAGGCGGGCUCCAGAAGUUUAGCAGAUAAGGUGUAUUUUGUUAGACAAACUAUUAACACAAACAGCUACAUGGAAGAGAAACCAUUCAAGUGUGAGGUUUGUGAUAAAUCUUUCAUGACCUCCACAAGGCUCCUGACACAUCAGAUGAUUCACACUGGGGACAAACCCUUCAGGUGUGAGGUUUGUGAGAAGGCUUUCACUCACUCCUCCCAUCUCCUGAGGCACCAGAGAAUUCAUACGGGGCAGAAACCAUUCACAUGUGAUGUGUGUGAAAAAUCAUUCUCAAUCUUAUCAAAUCUUCGUGUACACCAACGCACUCAUACUGGGGAGAAGCCAUUCUCAUGUGAGGUGUGUGACAAGUCAUUCUCAGACUCAUCGAGUCUCCGCAGACACCAACGGGUUCACACAGGGGAGAGACCAUUCGCUUGUGAGGUGUGUGACAAAUCUUUCUCAUCAUCAUCGCACCUCCAUGGACACCAACGCAUUCACACUGGGGAGAAGCCAUUCACAUGCGAGGUCUGUGACAAAUCAUUCUCAGAUUCAUCGAGUCUCCGCAGACACCAACGUAUCCACACAGGAGAGAAACCGUUCUUGUGUGACGUGUGUGAGACAUCAUUCUUGUAUUCAUCGAAUCUCCGUGUGCAUCAGCGUAUUCACACAGGUGAGAAACCAUUCCUGUGCAAGUUAUGUGAUAAAUCAUUCUCAACAUCGUCACUUCUCCGCAUACACCAUCGUGUUCAUACUGGGGAGAAACCAUUCAAGUGUGAGGUGUGUGACAAAUUAUUCUCAAGGUCUUCCAACCUUCUGGUUCAUCAGAGGCUCCACACAGGAGAAAAACCUUUCAAGUGUGAGGUGUGUGAGAAAUCAUUCUCAAGGUCAUCGCAUCUCCUGCUCCAUUGGAGAAUUCACACACAGGAAUAGCCCUUUAAAUGGGAGAUAUUUUUUAAAAAAACCUUCAUAAUACCUUUGAUCCUCCUGAAACCUCACAGGUUAACACUGGGGAAACUCUUCAGGUGUGAUACUUGUGAAAAGACUCACCCACUAUGCUAAUCUUCUAAAGUCUUCACACAAUUGAUGGUCCUCCUGGAAGUUCAGCAAACACAGGUAGACCUAGGCAAGUUCUUAUCAACUGCCAUCAGAGUUGGUUCUCAAUACAGUUUCACUGCGCAGGACAUUUAGUGGGACUGGGACACAGAACAAGAAGCAACUUUCACUCCCAUCAAACAACUAAAUGAUGACAUCACCAGUGCUGAGGGAUUAUAAUGUCAAUAAUGGAGUCACACUGCAGUGUGAUGUCAGUGAAACAGGACUUGGAGUGACCCGCAUGCAGUGAGUGUUUGUAUCCAGACAAAUUGAAUAACAGUGUGUACAGAUUGAGAAAGAUGGAUGGAAUAUUGUCUUUAGUAUUUCAACCAGUACCUGUUUAGAGAGAAACUAGGUGUCAAUUUUGACCACAAGCCAAUGACAUCUUGCGAAAAACAUUUCUAUUUAUUCCAAAUUAUUUGCAAAGGACAUCACUUAAUUUGCUGAGUUGUCACUUGGAAGUGAAGUACAAGCAAUGGAAACAGAUGGACGUCACUGACUUGCUGUCAAGAGCUGCACUCUGAAGGAAGUCUGUGCUGGUACAGUAUCUGAAAUUUUCUAGAUUCAACAAUAAGUAACAGCAUGACAUGCUCUGGAAAUCAUCAACUCAGCAGAGACAUUGAAUGUCACAGACAGACAUCUUGCUGAGAUCAACCAAAUUUCACAACAAGGUACAACCUUUCAGAUGUAAAAGGACAUUAUGAUGAAGGAAUGGACUGAAUUCAUCAAGGGCACUCUGUUAAUAUGAAAGCCCUUGGACAAGCAAGUAAUCACUCAAGGUGGUAUCUUAUGCAAAGGAAGCAGGUUAAUUAUUCCAAAAGAGAUGCUGAAGCACAUCCCACACAAACUAUUAAGGAAUCGAGUCCAGUCUGAGUAAGGUAAGAGCAGUGUUUUACUGGCCAAACAUGAGUAAUGAAAUGAAGGAUCACAUCAGCCAGUGCAGUGCUUGUAUUGAACAUUAAACUAAACAAGAUAAAGAGCUGCUCAUGAUUUGUGAUAUCCCAAACAGCCCACGGAUGACGCUUGGAGUAGACCUCUUCAUUCUUUAAGUUGCUAAUGAUACAAAGCUAGAUGGAAAGGUAAGCUGUUUAGAGGACAUAGAAAGGCUACUAAGAUACAUGGACAGAUUAAGUGAGUGGUCAAUACGAUUGUUGAUGACGUAUAAUGUGGGGAAGUGUGAGCUGUUCACUUUGAUCAUUAGAGGAGAGAAAGAGAAUAAUUUUCAAAAAGUAAGAAAAAUCAAAGUGUGGAUGUUCAAAGAAAAGUGUGUGCAGAAAAUUAGCAAGCGGGUAUAGUAAGCAAUUCGGAAGAUGAAUAGCGAGGGAUUGAAGAACAGCCAAAGAGAGGUGCUACUGCCAUUGUAUAGAGCUUUGCUGAGAUUACAUCUGGAGGACUCUGUGCAUUGUUGGUCUCCACGCUUAAGAAAGGAAAUAUUGUACUGGUGGCAUUAUAGUGAAGGUUUAACUUAGUCUCUUUGGGAUGAGAGGGAUGUACUGUGAUGAGUGGCUCAGUAAAUUAUAAUAAUAUUUAUUGAGGUUUAGAAUUAGAGACAAUUUCAUUGAAACAUACAAGGUUGUGAAAAGGCUUGAAUCAUGGACACUGAGAGUUUGCUUCCAUUGAUCAGGAAAUCUAGAAUUAUAGGAACACAGUCUCAGGAUAAGAGACCAGCUACAAUCCUGUUUUAAACAUGAAGAAGCUAUUUCUUAGGUUUAUAUUUGGACUAGUGCUGGAUCCACUGCUUUUUGUCAUUUAUAUAAACGAUUUGGAUAAAUACAGGUAUGGUUAGUAAGUUUGCACAUGACACCAAAAUUGGUGGUGUAGUUAUCUCAGAGUAUAACGGGACAUUGAUCUGAUGGACCAAUGGGCAGAAGAGUGGCAGAUGGAGUUUAAUUUAGAUAAAAGUGAGGUGUUGCAUUUUAAGUAAGGCAAAUCAGGAUAGGACUUAUACAGUUAAUAGUAGGGUCCUGGGGAAUGUUGCCAAACAAAGAGAUCGAGGGGUGCAGAAGCAUAGUUCCUUGAGGCACAUGGGAUAGUAACAAAGGCAUUUGACUGUCUUGCAAUAAUUGGUCAGUGCAUUUAGUUUAGGAGUUGGGAUGUCAUGUUGCAGCUGUACAGGACACUAU